Molecule: messenger RNA, 1146 nt
Organism: Anguilla rostrata (American eel)
Lineage: Eukaryota; Metazoa; Chordata; Actinopteri; Anguilliformes; Anguillidae
Gene: dnajb13
Product: DnaJ heat shock protein family (Hsp40) member B13
Exons: 9
Coding region: 141-1091 (316 amino acids)
Cellular component (GO): cytosol
Molecular function (GO): protein-folding chaperone binding
Source: RefSeq, a predicted model, not a curated record
AAACUGUUUGUGCGCGAAGCUUGUUUAAUUGCGUUGUGCUUCUGACAGACAGUUCAAGUGUUCAUGUUUCUUUCUUUUUUAUUACCUGGUGAUGAGACAACAUCCACUGGGAACUUCUGUUUGACUUUUUUUUUUAAAUAAUGGGUCAAGAUUAUUAUGCUGCUUUGGAUAUAAACAGAAGUGCCACCGACGCAGACAUCAAAAAAGCUUACCGAAGACUUGCGUUGAAAUACCAUCCUCACACAAACUGUCAAACGGGUGCCUAUGAAAAGUUCAGUCAGAUUGCUGAGGCAUAUGAUGUUUUGAGUGACCUAAGGAAGAAAGCGACAUACGACAAAUUUGGGGAAGAAGGCCUAAAAGGAGGCAUUCCACCUGAGUGUGGAGGGAAUGGAGCUUGUACCACUGGGUAUUCCUAUCAUGAAAAUCCAGAAAAGGUUUUCAGGGAUUUCUUUGCUGGAGACAACCCUUUCUCAGAUUUUCAUGUUGAGGACAGGAGUGAGGUUAACAUAAGGUUUGGAGGCCUGCAUGGACGGGGGGUGAAGAAGCAAGAUCCCCCAAUUGAGAGAGAUCUGCACCUGGCUCUUGAGGACCUGUUCUUUGGUUGUACCAAGAAGAUCAAAAUAUCUCGACGGGUUAUGAAUGAAGAUGGACAUACCUCCAGUAUCAAGGACAAGAUUCUAACCAUCCAUGUAAAACCGGGCUGGAAGCAAGGGACAAGAAUAACUUUUGAAAAAGAAGGGGACCAGGGACCCAACAGUAUCCCAGCAGACAUUGUUUUCAUUGUACGGGAGAAGAGGCAUGCACGGUUUUCCCGGCAACAGGACAAUUUAAUCUACACGUCCAAUAUCUUCCUGGAGAGGGCUCUGACCGGGUUCUCUGUAGAGGUGGAGACCCUAGAUGGCAGACUGCUCAACAUUCCUAUCAACGACAUUGUGCACCCUAAAUACAGCAAAGUGGUGCCGGGUGAAGGAAUGCCCUUAUCCGACAACCCCAGCCAGAGAGGGGACCUCAUUAUCCAGUUUGACAUCCACUUCCCAGAAAAACUGUCCUCAGAGAAGAGGAGGCUGAUCAAGCAAGCCCUUUCCGUUUGACCUCUCACAUAAAAAGCAAUGUUGUAAUCUAUUAAAUCAUGAUCAUAUUUCCUUA